Messenger RNA from Drosophila innubila, 1105 nucleotides. RefSeq names its product cathepsin L1. NCBI's taxonomy places the organism in Eukaryota, Metazoa, Arthropoda, Insecta, Diptera, Drosophilidae. Gene Ontology annotation, cellular component: lysosome. The record is from RefSeq and is a predicted model, not a curated record. The coding region runs from base 1 to 1050 and encodes 349 amino acids. Gene Ontology annotation, molecular function: cysteine-type endopeptidase activity. The transcript has 2 exons.
AUGAGAAAAUGCAAAGCGACGAUAUUGCAGUGGACAUUGCUGUUCGCCUGCUUAAAUGCCGUGUCAUUGCAGACACUGCAAACAUUCCCAAAACUCUGCGAUGUGCGAGACUUCGAUGACUUUUUGCACAAAACGGGAAAGGUGUAUCCGGAUGAAAGGGAGCGAGAGUUUCGCGAAUCCAUUUUUGCAGCCAAAAAGUCGUUGGUGGAUCUAACAAACAGUCGAGUGGGCAGUUAUCGUUUGAAUCUAAAUUCAUUUGCUGACAUGACUCGUAAAGAGAUCUCAACGUUGCUCGGCUCCAAGAUCUCAUAUCAGGGCGAAGAGUUUACAGCUCGUCACAUUAACUUUGUGCCCGCGACAGUCACUGUGAGUGACAAACUGCCGGAAGCGUUUGACUGGCGGGAGAAGGGAGGAGUAACUGCAGCCGGCUUUCAGGGCGUUGGCUGUGGUUCAUGUUGGUCUUUUUCCACGACGGGAGCGUUGGAGGGACAUCUAUUUCGUCGCACUGGUGUCUUGGUGCCUUUAUCCCAACAGAAUCUGGUAGAUUGUGCCGAUGACUAUGGCAACAUGGGUUGCGAUGGUGGCUUCCAGGAGUAUGGCUUUGAGUACAUCCGGGAUCAUGGCAUUACGCUGGCAAACAAGUAUCCCUACGAGCAGUACGAAAUGCAGUGCAAACAGAAUGAAACUGUUGGAGUAUAUCCACGUGAGAGUAUUGUGAAAAUACGCGAUUAUGCCCGCAUUGAUCCGGGAGAUGAGCAAAAGAUGAAGCAAGUGAUUGCCACCCUUGGACCAUUGGCAUGCUCCAUGAAUGCGGGCAGCAUAUCCUUUGAGCAAUACGAUGGCGGCAUCUACGAGGACGAGGAGUGCAACCAGGAUGAGGUCAACCAUUCUGUUGUUGUUGUUGGAUACGGCAGUGAAAAUGGACGCGACUAUUGGAUCAUCAAGAACUCAUACUCCCAAAAUUGGGGCGAGUCUGGAUUCAUGCGACUCCCUCGCAAUGCUGGCAGCUUCUGUGGCAUUGCCAGUGAGUGCAGUUAUCCCAUACUAUAAGGAAAUGCUGAGGCUCAGUCUCAGCAAAAAUGUUAUUAAAGUAAUUGUUAUUCAC